GCGGGGAGGCGCCGGAGCGCGCUGGUGCUGAUGCAGGAUGGCUGAGCUCGCAGGAGCCCGGGAGGUCUGAGCCGGGAGAGGCUUGCUCCCUGCGCAUCGCUUCGUCCGCCCGCCGCGUGGUCCUGGGCAGGUGGGCCCGGGACGCAGCGCAGGGCCAGGGCAGGGCCAGGGAAGGCAGGUGUGCAGCCGGACGGGCCAAAGGUUGAUAGACUGCCCACCUACCAGGUCUCGGAGCGGCGAGAGCUGCCCAGCCCGCCGAGUUCGCGAUGACCUGCUGAGAAGCUUCGUCGGAGGCUGCGGGAGGCGGCCUCGCUGCGGGCGGUGCGGUUCUCGACCACCUCCCUAGUUGUGCGGAACCCCGUCCCCCCGCCCAUCCCCGCGCCCCUUCCCUCUGCCGCCGGCAGAGAUGGCGGAUCCAGCCGAAUGCAGCAUCAAAGUGAUGUGCCGGUUCCGGCCACUCAACGAAGCUGAGAUCCUCCGCGGGGACAAAUUCAUCCCCAAAUUUAAAGGCGAUGAGACCGUGGUGAUCGGGCAAGGAAAGCCAUAUGUCUUCGACAGAGUGCUGCCUCCCACCACGACCCAAGAGCAGGUUUACAACGCGUGUGCAAAGCAAAUUGUCAAAGAUGUCCUUGAGGGUUAUAAUGGGACAAUUUUUGCGUAUGGACAGACAUCAUCAGGAAAAACGCACACCAUGGAGGGGAAGCUACACGACCCUCAACUCAUGGGCAUCAUCCCAAGGAUCGCACACGACAUCUUUGACCAUAUCUAUUCCAUGGAUGAAAACCUGGAGUUCCACAUCAAGGUUUCCUAUUUUGAAAUCUACUUGGACAAAAUCAGGGACUUACUCGAUGUAUCCAAGACAAACUUGGCUGUUCAUGAAGAUAAAAACAGAGUCCCGUAUGUAAAGGGGUGCACCGAGCGGUUUGUGUCAAGCCCCGAGGAGGUCAUGGACGUGAUAGAUGAAGGCAAAGCAAACCGCCACGUGGCUGUAACGAACAUGAAUGAACACAGCUCUAGAAGUCACAGUAUCUUCCUGAUUAAUAUUAAACAAGAGAAUGUAGAGACUGAAAAAAAACUCAGUGGGAAGCUUUAUCUAGUUGAUUUGGCUGGGAGCGAAAAGGUCAGCAAAACUGGUGCCGAGGGAGCUGUUCUCGAUGAAGCUAAAAAUAUCAAUAAGUCUUUGUCUGCUCUUGGAAAUGUGAUCUCUGCCUUGGCAGAAGGGACAAAAACACACGUGCCGUACCGGGACAGCAAGAUGACUCGGAUUCUUCAGGACUCUCUGGGUGGGAACUGUAGAACCACCAUCGUUAUUUGCUGUUCUCCCUCGGUAUUCAAUGAAGCUGAGACCAAGUCAACGCUAAUGUUUGGACAAAGGGCUAAGACCAUCAAGAAUACAGUCUCUGUGAACCUGGAGCUGACAGCGGAAGAAUGGAAGAAGAAAUAUGAAAAAGAGAAAGAGAAAAACAAGACUUUGAAGAAUGUUCUCCAGCAUCUGGAGAUGGAGCUAAACAGGUGGAGAAAUGGAGAAGCUGUGCCUGAGGAUGAACAGAUCAGUGCUAAGGACCAGAAGCCCCUGGAGCCCUGUGAUAACACCCCCAUCAUAGACAACAUUGUUCCUGUGGUUGCCGACAUCUCUGCAGAGGAGAAGGAGAAGUAUGAUGAGGAGAUCUCCAGUCUCUACCGACAACUGGAUGAUAAGGAUGAUGAAAUUAACCAGCAGAGCCAGCUGGCUGAAAAGCUAAAGCAACAGAUGUUGGAUCAGGAUGAGCUUUUAGCUUCCACAAGAAGAGACUAUGAGAAGAUUCAGGAGGAGCUGACACGUCUCCAGAUUGAAAAUGAGGCAGCCAAAGACGAGGUGAAAGAAGUUCUCCAGGCCCUGGAGGAGCUGGCUGUCAAUUACGACCAGAAGUCACAGGAAGUGGAGGACAAGACCAGGGCCAAUGAGCAGCUGACAGAUGAGCUGGCCCAGAAAACGACUACAUUGACAACCACACAAAGAGAGCUGAGCCAGCUGCAAGAGCUUAGCAAUCACCAGAAAAAGAGGGCCACCGAGAUCCUGAAUUUGCUGCUGAAGGAUCUGGGGGAGAUAGGAGGAAUUAUUGGCACCAAUGAUGUGAAGACUUUGGCAGAUGUGAAUGGAGUCAUUGAGGAGGAAUUCACCAUGGCCCGGCUGUACAUCAGCAAGAUGAAGUCGGAGGUUAAAUCCCUGGUGAACCGCAGUAAACAGCUCGAGAGCGCCCAGAUGGACUCCAACAGGAAAAUGAAUGCCAGUGAGCGGGAGCUGGCAGCCUGCCAGCUGCUCAUCUCCCAGCAUGAAGCCAAGAUCAAAUCCCUGACCGACUACAUGCAGAACAUGGAGCAGAAGAGGAGGCAGCUGGAAGAGUCGCAAGACUCGCUCAGCGAGGAGCUGGCCAAGCUCCGAGCCCAAGAAAAAAUGCAUGAAGUCAGCUUCCAGGAUAAAGAAAAGGAACAUCUGACCCGGCUGCAGGAUGCUGAGGAAAUGAAGAAGGCGCUGGAGCAACAGAUGGAGAGCCACCGGGAAGCUCAUCAGAAGCAGCUGUCCAGACUCCGAGAUGAAAUCGAGGAGAAGCAGAAAAUCAUCGAUGAGAUUCGGGAUUUGAAUCAGAAACUGCAACUGGAACAGGAGAAGCUCAGUUCUGAUUAUAACAAGCUGAAAAUAGAGGACCAAGAGAGAGAAAUGAAACUGGAAAAGCUCUUAUUGCUCAAUGAUAAAAGAGAACAAGCCAGAGAGGACCUCAAAGGGCUGGAGGAGACAGUGUCUCGGGAACUACAGACUCUGCACAACCUCCGUAAACUCUUCGUCCAGGAUCUGACUGCCCGGGUUAAAAAAAGUGUAGAGCUGGACAGCGACGAGGGAGGAGGCAGCGCUGCCCAGAAGCAGAAAAUUUCCUUCCUGGAGAAUAACCUGGAGCAGCUCACUAAGGUCCACAAACAGCUGGUCCGGGACAACGCAGACCUGCGCUGUGAGCUGCCCAAGCUGGAGAAGCGCCUGCGUGCCACGGCCGAGCGCGUCAAGGCGCUGGAGAGCGCGCUGAAGGAGGCCAAGGAGAACGCCAUGCGGGACCGCAAGCGCUACCAGCAGGAGGUGGACCGCAUCAAGGAGGCUGUGCGAGCCAAGAACAUGGCCAGGAGGGCCCACUCGGCCCAGAUCGCCAAGCCCAUCCGCCCUGGACACUACCCAGCAUCGUCUCCAACGGCCGUCCACGCCAUCCGAGGGGGAGGAGGCAGCUCUUCAAACUCCACUCACUACCAGAAAUAAACACGAAAUAUGACUCUCCACGUAGCAUGUCAAGGACUACAUUAAUCACCAAUUCCUUUACUUUUUUUCCCUCCUACACAAUUUCCAUUUUCUUUUACACUUGCUCACCCCAGCCAUCUGCAGUACACCAGCUUCAGAUAUUUGAGCUGUGUAGAGUUUCUGUGUACAGAUGUGUGCUUGGACUUUUCUCUUCCCGAGAAAUCUGAAGGGGGCGAUUACAGAAGAUCCACUUACUCCUGGGAUCUGUUGCUGUGGUCCCGGGUUCGGGGCAUUGGGUGGUCCCUGGGUGGUCCUUGGAGACUCCUUCUCAGCAGCCACGUCCCAGCAAAUACCAUUCCCUGGAGGGGAACAACCAAGUGCCAUGGAGGCAGGGGCUUCUGCUUCGCCGCUGCAACUGUCUGGUUUCCUGUAAAAUAAACACAUUACUUUAUAUUUUUAGGGAACACAAAAGUGCUGCUAUAGGGCUCAAAAUUUUCAUUCUGGACGCUUUUCCAAAACAAAUCACCCCAAAGACGCAUUUUGAAUAUCCUGCUCGCAUCUUUGGAUCUGUAAAAUACACCUUUUAGUAUAGCACCGUUAAAAUGCAAAAGCAAAUUUCUUCGAGGCAGAAAAACAAUCUGACAGUAACAAUGUAGAAAUUGUUCACUCAGACACAUCCGUGUAAAUGCGAAAAGUCAUAGCAUUCACCUCUGAGCUGCUUGCUAUUGAACCUGCAGUGACUAGUCUCAGCCAGCCCAGGUAGAACAUCAUUCCUUCAGAAGUGUUGAAAAUGCUGCAAAGUUGGAUGAGUGGAAAUGCGGCUACCCCCCUCCUCGCUUCCUCUUCCCUCAUCCUACUGGAGCUUGCAUCAGGGAUGGCCUCUUUCUCUACGGAACCAUCUUGAGCCUGGUGGGGGUAUUGCUGACGAAAUCCAGGAUCAUUCCAGCAGUUGAAAAAGGAAGCCCUAGGGGGAAAGUAAUUGACACAUUUUUGUGCCUAUGAAUAAGUUGCCAUGAAUAAUUUGUUAUAUUAACCCAUCCUUGCCAACCAUUUAGUUGAGUUCUCUCCUUGGCAUCAAAUAGAUAGGUUUCCUCUUAGGCAGAAUUAGAAGAAAUCAGUGUGGAUGGAUUUUUUACAUUCGGCUAUUGUUUUAUUCAAAUACAUGAAUCUAAAGCUGAAUCAACUCUUAUUUCCAGUUGUGCAUAUUAAAAUGAUCGAAUUCCAAGUAGUAAAGUUUUCGGGGAAACUGACAAGGAUUCAAUUAAGUUAGUCUUGUGUGCUGCUACUUGUUUUGAUAAAUUUGAGGGUUAACUACUUGUUUUGAUAAAUUUGAGGGUUAAGUCAAUGAUAACCAAACCAGUCUCAGUGAAAGCACCCAUCCUAUGGUUGUGUCAGCCCAGGAUGAGUGAGCUGGUACUGUCCCUGCUGCUGUCACCACUGGAAUGAAAUUUUGCCAGAAGAGACGUUGAGCUUUCUCAUUGCUGGUGGGUAAAAGAUAGUUCAAGUGUAUGUGUGUGUGUGUGUGUGUGUGUGUGUGUGUGUGUGUGUGUGGAUAAAGCACUAAAGACUGAAUUGACUUCCAGACUUUUCUUGUAUAAAAUUUCCCUAACCAAGCAAAGCUGCUUUGACUUAAUUUAUUUGUUAAAUGUUGCACUUUGUUUAUGUGUGGGUUUUUUUUGCGGGGGCAGCUAGUAAGUAGAGAGAAGAGGAUGAAUUCUACUGACGUAUUUAUUUAGUAAAAAUGACAAUCUUGCAUUCAUUUACAUUUUAAAAAUUCUUCUGUUUGAUUUUUUUUUACAUUGUUGCUAGUGCUUGCCCGUCAUAACUGCUCCAAUGCUAUUUGCCAUCUGACAGAAGGAUCCUUGUAGGGCCCGCUUUGCAAACCUUAUCAGGUAAUAACAUAUGCCAUAGAUUAUAACCUUGCUGUUAAGAUGUUUGCCUCUUAUUUUAGAAGUUAAAACCGGCCUUUGAGAGGAUCGCCAAAUAAUAAAUUGUCAUACCACUGCUGUCUGUUAUGCAGCUCUGUAACUCCAUAGUUGGAAAUUGAACAAAGGUUAGGAAUUCUUUCCUUUGGGCUCUCUUGUUAACAGAUUAUUUUAGAUUGUUUCCCAAGUAAGUUUUCCCUGGGCACCCCUUUUCUAAUUCUAAAGAAGUGUUUGGCCCUUUCAUGUUCCAAAAAGAAACAUUCACUUGUAGUUCCAUAUUUCUUGAUCUCUAUAAGGGACUCACAAAAUUCAGUUUACUUUUAUUCACAGAGAAAGUUGGCUUUGAUGUCUCUUAAAGAUAAUCCUGCUAGUUGCUGAUCAGCCAGUCAGCUCACCUAGCUUCAGUCUUUAUAGGACCUCUAAACUAAUUUUCCUACACUGUGACUAAAAGGUAGGCAGAUCAUGGGAAUGGAUUACACAGUAUAUUCCAAUGGAUCCCUAAUAUUACUUUGUUUAAUAAGGUAAUAUCAGGACCACAUAUUCUGUAGGCCUCUUUUGUUAAAAGCCACAUUUAUGCAAUUUUCACUUUUUUAGACUAUUGUUCCUUUACAUUUGUACUCCAGAUGUAAAAACCACACUUGUGAAUGGCUGAGCCUAUGAUUAUAUUUUCAGUUGUAUGCUGCUUUUUGCGAGUGUGUGUGUGCUUGUGUGCGUGUGUUUCUCCUCUCUGAAUAAUUUUAUAUUUCAUGCUACUUCUUGAAAGUUGACUCUUUGAUGCUAAAAGGGAAUAACCAGAUGAUUUCUAAAAAUAAUGUCUCCCUGCAGGAUGGUGGAUUGUUAAAUUAGAGGAAUGCUGUUUGCUUUAUCAACAUUUGUGGUCGGAGACUAAAAUAUAUUAAUGCCAAGUGUGUUUUGGUCAAUAACUGGAGAAUUCUGUAUAAAUGCAUCAUCGCUUCCAAUGUUUUACAGUUUGCCAUGUGGAAUGGCAGGUAGUACAGAGAAAAAUAAGUGUGGAUUAAGACUUUUAAAGGAAAUAGUAUCAUAUGAUUAAGAAAAUUAGAAUUCGUAGAAAUAUUGGGAUAAGUGAAGAAAUAAAAAUGUCUGUCUAGAAUGUAGCAUCUAGAGAGUUUUUGAAGCCCUACCUUCACAUCAGGACGUGAUAUUCCUGUCCAAAGCCAGACUAAGCCAUCAGCAAGAUUCAUGGGGGGAUUAUUACCUCUCCUUUCCUAGAGGAAUAACCGAAAGCAAAUAAAAAUUCUUAACAGUCCCCUCUUUGAAGUGUAUUUUUUAAGCAGGGUGGAAAACAUUUAGACUCUGGCUUUAUGACACAUUAGGGAAAUUGUUUGUGGCAGGGGGCAGGAGGUGGCAGACCAGGAGGAUUUCACUUAUAGAUUGUCUCACCCGCAUAUUGUGAGCAAGCUAAAGGAACCAUCACAGUCUAAAAUGCCUUCAUUGAACAAUAACAGUUUAGACUUUUUAGAAAGUAUUGAAUAAGGGUCAGGUAACAGCCGAAGGCAGUACCGCUCCGUGAAGUCUGCUUACACAUUUACAAAUUGUCCAUCAGUUUAAAAUACUUUUCACCGUGUGCGGAUAUAAGGGGAAUAGGGCACUCUGUAGAAUUAUACAUGUCUAGUUUGUAAAGUAUGUCGUGUGUACUGCAGAUGUAUGUUCUCUGGGCUUUGUGUAUCUGUACAGUAGCUUUCAUUAAAAAAAAUCGUGGACUAACUUGUUUCGGUGGUGUGAGGGGGAGAAGGGCAGUUUAUAUCAAGUGACGAUGCUGUAAUAUAGUACAUGUAACAAAAGAUCUGGAGUAACCCUCCCCUGGCCCAUGGAAAAGUUUGGUUAUCUUCUAGGUUCUAAAAUGAAGAUAUAUGGAUACUCUGGCGGACUGCAUGUUGUAUAAUUUGAAAAAUACUAAAAGUGGAAAAUAAAAUUGAAUUAAACUUUG
This is a messenger RNA of Balaenoptera acutorostrata (minke whale), 7132 nucleotides long. RefSeq names its product kinesin family member 5C (gene KIF5C). Bases 407 to 3280 code for a protein of 957 amino acids. The record is from RefSeq and is a predicted model, not a curated record. The transcript has 26 exons. Gene Ontology annotation, molecular function: microtubule motor activity; ATP binding; microtubule binding. Gene Ontology annotation, biological process: microtubule-based movement. NCBI's taxonomy places the organism in Eukaryota, Metazoa, Chordata, Mammalia, Artiodactyla, Balaenopteridae.